Messenger RNA from Xenopus laevis (African clawed frog), 4520 nucleotides. RefSeq names its product solute carrier family 12 member 3 like S homeolog (gene slc12a3l.S). Gene Ontology annotation, biological process: cell volume homeostasis; monoatomic ion transport; chloride transmembrane transport. Gene Ontology annotation, cellular component: apical plasma membrane; membrane; plasma membrane. The transcript is spliced from 28 exons. The record is from RefSeq and is a predicted model, not a curated record. Bases 318 to 3665 code for a protein of 1115 amino acids. Gene Ontology annotation, molecular function: transmembrane transporter activity; potassium:chloride symporter activity; sodium:chloride symporter activity. NCBI's taxonomy places the organism in Eukaryota, Metazoa, Chordata, Amphibia, Anura, Pipidae.
UGAAUAUAAGGAGUAGCAGGUUGCAGAAGACCCCAGUAGGCAGGAGAGGGACACAUAGAAGAGAAUAAUGACUAUUAGUACAUAUUCACUUUUAGAGUUUCUUAACUGACUGGACUAAAAUAUCUUACAAAGCGUUUCUGGUUUGGCUUUUGGGGGAAAACAUGGUGUGGAGGAAAUGAAGAAGACUUUUUCCAGCUGAACAUCUGUAUGUCUAAAACCCCUAGAAAUCUCUUGGCUUACAGUUUGAAGUUUUUCAAGAAAUCAAAGGACAUCAUCUCUUCUUAAUCGAGGUAAUCAAGAUCAGCUGACUAGAGCAAAUGGAUUGCCCAGGAAACCCACAAUUCUCAAUUGGAAGAUUCACUGUACAGCAUGCUGACACUUUUAGAUCUGAUAAAACUCCUUAUAGGAACAAAGGAACUUUAGAAUUCUCAGGUGAUAUUGAAGAAACACUUGUAAGGGCUGGCAAGUCUGAAAGCAUGGAAUCUCUUGAAUGUUCCUCUGGAAGUGAUGUGGCUUCUUCUGGUUAUACUUCUACCACAGAUGGACAAGUCUUGGAAAUGCCAGAAGAAAAUGUGCAAGAAGCAUUACAGCAUCUAAAUCAAUCUAUUGAAGUUUUUAGUCAUGGGCUUGAGAUGCUUCCCUGUCCUACAGACAACCAGAAGUCAGAAGAGGGCUUGGACAAAAUUGAAGUAGAGCCUUCUCUGUCUGCUGGCAUUGUCCUAAGUCCUUCAGCCUUGCCCUUCUGCCAAAAGUUAAUUUCAAAGAGACAGUUGGCCUACAACACCCUAGAUGCCACACCCAGGCAUGAAUUUUACAUAAACUCUAUAGCACCUGGGAGACUGAAACGGAGUCGCCCAUCACUAGAUAUUCUUCGCAACGCUAUAUUGGAUGAAAACCAAACAGUGCCAGUGCCCUUGGACCAAGAUGUGGAAACUGGUAACAAAGAUGAACCUGAGAACCCUGAAGUGGCGAACACUAAAAACAAUAAGAAAAAAAAGAAAGAAAGUGGACCUGUCCGUUUUGGAUGGGUAAAAGGCGUCAUGAUCCGAUGCAUGUUAAAUAUUUGGGGAGUCAUCUUGUAUCUGCGAUUGCCAUGGAUCACUGCACAGGCUGGAAUAGGUCUCACUUGGGUGAUCAUACUUUUGUCUGUCCUGGUGACUUCAAUCACAGGCCUAUCCAUUUCUGCCAUUUCCACCAAUGGCAAAGUCAAAUCAGGUGGGACGUAUUUUCUUAUCUCUCGCAGCCUGGGACCUGAGCUUGGAGGCUCCAUCGGACUCAUCUUUGCUUUUGCCAAUGCAGUUGCAGUCGCUAUGCACACAGUAGGCUUUGCAGAGACUGUUCGUGAUCUACUAAUUGAAUAUAAUGCAGUAAUUUCAGACCCAGUAAAUGACAUCAGAAUCAUUGGAGUGAUUACCGUGACGGUUCUUCUCGCUGUCUCAUUAGCAGGAAUGGAAUGGGAAGCUAAGGCUCAGAUUGUCUUCUUUAUCGUGAUCAUGUUUUCCUUUGCAAGUUAUUUUGUGGGGACAUUAAUCCCUCCCAGUGAGGAGAAACAAGCCAAGGGGUUCUACAGCUACCAAGGAUCUUUAUUUGUGGAAAACAUUGUUCCUGAGUGGCGAGGUGAAACUAGUUCCUUCUUUGCCAUGUUUUCCAUAUUUUUCCCAUCGGCUACUGGUAUCUUGGCAGGUGCCAACAUCUCAGGAGAUCUAAAGGACCCAGCAGUGGCAAUACCAAAAGGAACACUGCUGGCUAUAUUCUGGACAACCAUUUCAUACUUGGCUGUCUCCGCUACCAUUGGUUCCUGUGUUCUGCGUGAUGCGUCAGGUAUUCUAAAUGACUCAAUAGCUGAGAAUAAUACAUUGGAUUGUGAAGGACUGAGCUGUCAGUUUGGAUGGAACUUCACUUCAUGCCGGGAAACAGAAAGUUGCUACUAUGGACUUGCUAACCACUAUCAGGCAAUGAGCAUGGUAUCAGCCUUCAGUCCUCUCAUCACUGCUGGAAUCUUUGCUGCGACACUUUCCUCAGCUCUGGCCUGCCUUGUCUCUGCCCCCAAGGUCUUCCAAUGCCUUUGCAAGGACAAACUUUACCCUUUCAUUGGAUUUUUUGGGAAAGGUUAUGGAAAGAACAAUGAGCCAAUCCGCGGGUACAUUCUCUCCUUUGUAAUUGCUAUUGCUUUCAUACUAAUUGCUGAACUGAACACCAUUGCUCCAAUAAUCUCCAACUUUUUCCUAUGUUCUUAUGCUCUUAUCAACUUCAGUUGUUUCCAUGCCUCCGUCACCAAUUCUCCAGGCUGGCGUCCCUCCUUCCGUUACUACAGCAAGUGGACUUCUCUUUUUGGAGCUGUUGUAUCUGUGGUCAUUAUGUUUCUUCUUACAUGGUGGGCAGCUAUAAUUGCUGUUGCCAUAAUCAUAAUACUUUUGGGUUAUGUAACUUACAAGAAGCCAGAUGUAAACUGGGGCUCUUCAGUACAGGCUGGUGCAUACAACAUGGCACUAACAUACAGUGUGAACCUAAGUGGAGUUCAGGAACAUGUCAAAAACUACAGGCCACAAUGCCUGGUCCUCACUGGACCCCCCAACUUUCGUCCUGCUCUGGUAGAUUUUGUUAGCUCAGUGACAAAGCAUACCAGUUUGAUGGUCUGUGGCAAUGUUGCUAUUGAUACUGAUAAAGUCACGGACUCAGAAGGACAACUGAAAUGGCUGAACAAAAGAAAAGUAAUAUCCUUCUAUAGUAUGAUCCAUGAGAAAACCUUGAGAGCUGGAACAAAAAGUCUCAUGCAGGUCUCUGGGUUAGGACGCCUCAAGCCUAAUACUCUGGUCCUGGGGUAUAAAAAUAACUGGCAGAGUGAUUCAGUACAAAACCUGGAUGAAUAUGUUGGGAUUAUACAUGAUGCAUUUGACUGCCAGUUUGCAGUGUGCAUUCUGCGCAUAAAGGAUGGACUUGAUGUCUCACAGAGGCUUCAAGGCCAAGUGAAUUUGGCAUUCCAGGAAUCUGAUAACGAAGCUUUCAGUGAUCAGGAGGAUGAGAAAGAGCCCCCCAGUCCUAUUCCAGAGAUGUUGAAUCAAACAAACAGUGAGUUCCAGACCCGCCAGGGAAAAAAGAGUAUCCACAUUUACUGGUUGAGUGAUGAUGGGGGCUUGACACUACUCAUCCCAUAUCUGCUGAAGCGCAGGAGACGCUGGAGCCAUUGCAAAGUCAAAGUAUUUAUCAGAUGCAGAACCGAAAAAGCAGAGGAGGAGACAAAAGAAAUGCAAAGUCUCCUGGAGAAGUUCAGACUGGGGUUCCAUGAUGUUGUUGCACUUACUGAUGUGGAUCAGAAGCCUCAUUGCAGAAACAUGAAGGUGUUUGAGGACAUUAUUGCUCCAUACAAUGUAAGCACAAGGCAAAGAACAUCAGAAGAAGCAGAGAUCCCAUCAUGUGCUAUCACAGAAAAGGACCUUGUUCGUUGCAUGUCUAAAUCUGAACGCUACGUGAGAAUGAAUGAAAUCCUGAAGGAGAAUUCCCAUGAUGCAGCUCUCAUUGCAAUAAGCCUCCCCAUUGUUUCAAAAGAAACCUGUCCAAGUUCUCUAUACAUGGCCUGGCUGGAGAGUCUGUCACAUGAUCUCAACCCACCAAUCAUUUUCAUUCGAGGAAACCAGCAGGAUACCCUCACAGUAUACUGCCAAUGAGCCAAUGGAACCAGUUCAAACAUGGAGGGAAUAUUUGCUCUACAUGGUGCUAAACACAGAGCCUGGGGAAGAUCAGAAGGCAUCUGGACUACUAUAAAAGACAAAUGGGGUUAAGUUUUCCCCCAUAUGCAAUAAAAGGCACUAAUUUUUGCCCAGGAGCAGUAACCCAUAACAACCAAUCAGCAGGGAGAAUUUACUGGUCUCCUGUUUAAAGCAAACAUCUUAUUGGUUGCUAUAGGUUACUGCUCUUGGCAAAAUUAUUGCCUUUUAUUGCAUAUGGGGGAAAAUAAUAUUAUACAUUGCGCAAAACAAGGUAUUGUAGUUAUAUGUAAAUACCAGAUAUGUCAUUCAUUAUUGAAAAAAGGAAAUGGGACAAAACUACAAUACAGAAUGUCCAGUGGGAUGCUGAAAGUUAUAGUAUAUUUGCAGAACCACAAGUCUGCAGAUGCUCUCAGACCAAUUUGUAAGCAUUUCACAUGAUGUGACAAACUUUCCUUUAGUAUGUAAAUAAUCACCAUGCUUUUAUGUACAGUAAUAAAUUUGCAUUUACUUUAUAACUAAAUUCCCUAAUACCUUUUCUUUUAGAGAACAUUAUCUUAUUUUGAUUUUGUGGAUUGGGAGGUUAAGGCGUAUAUAUUGUUUUUGUGGUGUUUUGUUAAAAAAUAUUCAGUAUGGAACAGUCUGCAAAUGUAAUUACAUUUCUUAAAAAAAAAAUGGUAGUUCUGGGCUGCAAGUUGAAUGGUUAUUGGGGACAGGGAUUCUGCUGGUGGGAGGUAAUUUUACAUAAAUAUAAGCCAUUCUUUGUAAAAUGUAUUGUAUAUAGUAAUUGUCAUAUAAUAAAAGAUUCUAAAACAA